Molecule: messenger RNA, 1011 nt
Organism: Alternaria burnsii
Lineage: Eukaryota; Fungi; Ascomycota; Dothideomycetes; Pleosporales; Pleosporaceae
Exons: 2
Coding region: 1-1011 (336 amino acids)
Biological process (GO): secondary metabolic process
Source: RefSeq, a predicted model, not a curated record
AUGGUUCACAUUUCCCAGAUCAAAGAGAAUAACGCCCAGAUUGAUGAGAAGUCGGCACCUCGUGUUGCAGUGUUCGUUGGCGGAACAUCGGGCAUAGGAAAACUUACGCUCAAUGCGAUGACUAGGCUCGGAACACACUUUAAAGCUUAUGUCAUUGGGAGGCAAGAGAGUGAGGCAGCAUUCAAACCAUUCAUCGAGGAACUACAUCUGGCGAAUACGAAUGCGAGCAUCAUAUGGGUUGAAGGGCAGAUCUCGUUGCUGUCCGAAGUACAGCGGAUUUGCGAUUACAUCAAGAAAUUCGAGAGCAGUAUUGACCUCCUCUUCAUGACCGCGGGGUAUGUGAAUUUCAGCGGAAGGCGCAAUACAUCCGAAGGCUUGGAGAUAAGCCACGCACUGGAGUUCUACUCGCGAAUCUGCUUCACGCAAAAUCUCCUUCCUCUGUUGCGCUCUUCAGGUCGCGCGCGCGUGAUGAGUAUACGCUCAGGUGGGAUGGAAGGUGACUACUUCUUCAAUGCAGACGAUCUCCUACUCGAAGCCCCAGGUGCAUUUGGGGCCAUGGCUUCGGUAAGACAUAUGAGCAACAUGAAUACGCUCGCACUGGAACGUAUCGCUCAGAUGCCAGAGAACAGAAACAUCGUUUUUAUGCAUUGUCAUCCAGGUGGCGUGCGGACGGGAAACCUCUUCCGUGGAUUUCAGGAAGGGUCCUGGGGUUCAUGGUUGGCUGCGACUUUCAUGGAUCCGGUUAUAUGGCUCAUGGCGUAUAGGGAGGAGGAAGCCGCCGAGAGGUACCUCUAUCAAAUUACGAGUGCGGCUUUUGGAGGAAAGGGUAUACCAUUGGGUGCAGGCGUUGUUGCAGGGAAGAAUACAGAGGGAAGUAGGGAAGGGAGUCUGUUUCUGGUACAUCAUACUUGUGAGACGACGCUGAAUGAGGAAAAGUUGAAGAAGUUAAGGGUCAGCGCUCAGGACAAGGUUUGGAUCAAAACACAGGAAAUUGUUGGCCCGUAUGUUUAA